AUGGCGGCGCCCAUGUCGUCUUUUAUUCAAGCAAAGAAAACGCGUCUGAAAACGCAAGAUUUAAGCAAAAAAGGAAGUAUAGAUGAAGAAAUUUUAGAGUUGGUCAACUACAUUAAUGAUACUGAACAUUAUUGUACUACAAGCUCCUGUUCCGGUCGCAUAAUUGUAGUUUGCGAGGAAAAUGAUGUUAUCAAGAAGAAGGGAUGUCGGUGGUUAUACGUCUCACACAAGGCAACUCAAUUGGCAGAAAUUGAAGCUUCACUGAAGGAUCUUCAAGGCAAGGUUGUCUUUAAAUACGAACCGUUUAUACUCCAUGUUCAGUGCCGAACGAUUGAGGAUGCUAAGAUGAUGCAUGUGGUGGCAGUUGAAUCAGGCUUCAGAAACUCUGGAAUCACUAUUGGAAAGGCUGGUAAAGUGAUGGUGGCGGUACGAAGCACCCAUGGCUUAGAGGUACCCUUAUCCGAUGAUGCUAGGCUCCUAGUUUCUACAGAGUAUCUGGCUUUUUUAGUUGAUCAAGCAAACGCAAAGCUGCGAGAAAACUCCAAACGGAUUCUGAGAUUCCAGGCAAAUUUGACAAAGAGAUUAGAUACCCCCACACCAGAGAUUAAAGCCAAACUAUGCAAGCACUGUGGAGCGACACGAUCCUCCCAACAUCACUCUGGACAUAGCCGGAAAGAUAUGGAAAUCAGUGGAACAGAAACCAAUGAAUGGAUGAACAGACAGUCUGGGGAAUCCAUGGUCAAAAAACAGAAACCAAGAGACAGUUCUUUUUCAUGUAACCAUCCUGAAGAAAGACACCAGAGUACCAGUGAGGAAAUAACUGGUUUACAAGAUCCUUUAGAGAAUGACGACAGUGAUGAACUCUGGGGAUUUGAUAUGUUCACGUGACAGGAUAAAAGUGGAAGGUUCUCCCUCUGAUUAAAAUGGAUCAGUCCUUGGAUGUUGGAACACAAAAUUCUGCAAUGAUGUAACAUCUCACAUCUUGGAUUUUAGAUUGACAUCCUUGAAUGUUGAAAAAUGUAUAUGAUCACUGGACAACAGAAUGCUUUGUUUCGUUGAUAAGUGACAAACAACUGUUAUUUGGGCUUACAUUCCUCAGCAACCAGUGGUAGGAUUGGGGAGGGUUAGAGUUAUUAAAGGGAAGGUACACGUUUGGUAAUUACUCAAAACAAAUAUUAACUUAAAAACUGACUCGGUAACGAGCA
Molecule: messenger RNA, 1205 nt
Organism: Asterias rubens (European starfish)
Lineage: Eukaryota; Metazoa; Echinodermata; Asteroidea; Forcipulatida; Asteriidae
Product: tRNA wybutosine-synthesizing protein 3 homolog
Exons: 6
Coding region: 1-888 (295 amino acids)
Biological process (GO): tRNA methylation
Cellular component (GO): cytoplasm
Molecular function (GO): tRNA methyltransferase activity
Source: RefSeq, a predicted model, not a curated record